CUCCUACAGGAUACUUCUGAAUCAAGGCCUAGAAGAAGUGCAACUUGUUUAGGUUGUUUAGCUUAUCUAUUAACCAGGGAGCUUUAAAUUUGUUUUUGUUUUGUUUUUUGUCGCUUAAAUUUUGUUCUAAUAAGUAUGAUGAUGUUCUUCUUCCACAUUCUUAGUAUUUGCGUCUUCAUACGGACAUGAGGGGAAAAGCUGCAGCGCUCCAGAUGAAGAUGGAAGCCUGAUAAGAUAAAAUAAAUUAAACAGAUCUAAUGUGAUGAAUGGCUUCUGAGGAUUAAUCAAAGGCAGCCAGCAGAGCUUCAGCGGCUAAUCCUGGAUCGAUAUGUUGAAUCAAGCAUCUGCAAAUGUCGCUUCCUGUGUGAAUCACCGUCCUGCAUCGCUCCACAAACCCCCAGCUUUGGACACGUAGCUGUAACUUUUCUGCUCUUCAGGCGGAACACCCCCACCCAGCAGCCAUGCCCAGGUCCAGCCGCAGGAACAACAAGACUCUACCGCAGAGCAACGGAGGCGGCUCGCUCCCCGGCUGUGAGCGGGGGCGGAUCCUCAGAGCCCGGGUCCUGAUCGUGGGUCUGCUCGGUGUUCUGGUGCUGGCGGUGGUGCUGAGUGUUUACCUGGUUAAUGACACCUCCAGCGGACACGUGAGCCGCCUGCCAGCUGUGGAUCUGGUGAAGGACAGGCUUUCCCACAAACCCAGUAAAGCCUCUGCAGCCCAGAUCCGCCGCCUGGCCUCUUUAGUCGACUCCGCUCGUUUGUGGGAGACUCACCUGCAGCCGAUCCUGAUAGAGAGGCUCCCAGGGACACGAGGAAGCCUGGCUGUACAGCAGCACAUCGCGUCCACCCUGUCCUCGCUGUCGGCUGGCUGGGCCAUUGACCUGGACUCUUUCCAGUCUCCCACUCCUCGUGGUCAAGUCACCUUUACAAAUGUUAUUGCCGUCCUGGACCCCACAGCCCCUCGGAGGCUCCUCCUGGCCUGCCAUUAUGACUCAAAAAUCCUCCCUCCAGACCCGCAGGCCCCAGGGAAGAUGUUUUUGGGAGCCAGCGACUCUGCUGUUCCCUGUGCUAUGAUUCUGGAGCUGGCUGCUUCUCUGGACACACAGCUCAAAUCUUUUAAACAGCAGAAACUCCCAGUCACCCUCCAGCUUGUGUUUUUUGACGGCGAGGAAUCGUUUGAAGAAUGGACGGACACGGACUCACUGUACGGCUCUCGCCACCUGGCCGAACUCAUGGCCAAAACACCCCACCCUGCCGCCUCCCCUCAGGCCACCACUCUGCAGGCCGUGGACCUUUUCGUGCUGUUAGACCUGCUCGGGGGUCCUGAUCCAUUGAUUGCAAAUCAUUUUGACAACACAGCUCGAUGGUUUGACCGCCUGAUCUCUGCAGAGAAAAGGCUCCAUCGCCUCGGUCUCCUGGUGUCUCACCCCUCAGAGCAAACAUACUUUAGGAAGGACGUGUACCUUGGUCCUGUUCAAGACGACCACAUCCCUUUCCUUCACAGAGGUGUACCGGUGUUGCACAUAAUCCCCACUCCCUUCCCUCAGUUCUGGCACACACUGGACGACACGGAGGAGAACAUGCACCAUCCAACCGUAGAGAACCUCACUAAGAUCAUGGCCGUGUUCCUGGCAGAGUACCUGGGCCUCUGAGCUAAAAGCCUCUAAUGUAGAUCCCAGCAGGAGUUUGGAAGAAGAACCAGCUACAGAGGAAGCCUUUGAUCACAUUAAAAUCAUGAGAAACUACAGCCUUAUCCUUGGUCAGCAUCAGCUUCACAUAUUGCAUGACUGACAAUUUCUCUAAAUCUCAUUUGAAGUAAAUAGAAACAGUUUUGACGUCUCAGUGGAAGGAGCCCUAGUAACUUUACCAGCAGCUUACCCUGUGAAUUGGAAGAAGAUGCACUUUGAAUGACCUACUGUGAACGUCAUCUGAGAAGGAGGUAAAAGUUGGGGAGCUCCUCCGUUCCCCCCAAACAUACCUUCAGAUCAUUGAAGAUCUUUCUCAGCUGCUGAUUUUAGGUGCGCUAUUUAACAUUUACAAGGACUUUACUGUUAAACUCCUAUAUUAGUGUUUCACUCAAGCUUAGGCCGUCAGCAGCGGUCAGAUCCAUUUUAUUUAUUUCCUCAAGGAGUUCGAAGUCAAGAAGUUACAUUUGCUCAUGUGAAAUAAUUCUGCUUAAUUCAC
Messenger RNA from Cyprinodon tularosa, 2181 nucleotides. RefSeq names its product glutaminyl-peptide cyclotransferase-like a (gene qpctla). Bases 462 to 1649 code for a protein of 395 amino acids. Gene Ontology annotation, molecular function: glutaminyl-peptide cyclotransferase activity; zinc ion binding. Lineage: Eukaryota; Metazoa; Chordata; Actinopteri; Cyprinodontiformes; Cyprinodontidae. The transcript is spliced from 7 exons. The record is from RefSeq and is a predicted model, not a curated record.